AUGUUUAGUUCUCCAAGACGAUGGAUUAUUAUCGUCUCUCCAUUUCUUACCCUUACCUUGCUAUACUGUCUCCUACUCACCCCUAAAACGGAUGUCAUUUUGGAUGCCCAUACCCCUCAACCAUGGUUACAAUCUGAUCGUAGCUAUAUCGUUAUCGAAGGGACACAGCAGCCACAAUCCGAUAACCACCCUCCUGAAAUUAUGGAUGAGGAGACUCAGUGUGGGCACUUGACCAAGGAUCUGAACGACGUUUUUGUCAUUCUCAAGACCGGUGCUACGGAAGCUCUGCAAAAAGUUCCCACACAAUUACGUACUGGUCUCCAGUGUGUUCCGCAUUAUGCCGUCUUCUCCGAUUACGAGGAGAUCAUUAACGGCGUCCGUACCUAUGACGUCUUGAACAAUAUCACCCAGUCGGUGAUGGAUAAAGAGCCGGAAUUUGAAUAUUACCGCCAAUUGCAGAAAGAAGGUCGCCAGGGGCUGACCGCUCAGGAUUGGGGUGAUGAUACCAACGGUCCCUUCGGCAAAGAUAAAAACCCCGGAUGGAAGUUGGACAAGUGGAAGUUCUUACCUAUGGUCGACGAGGCGUUAGAGCUCAUGCCGGACGCUAAAUGGUACGUCUUCAUCGAGGCCGAUACCUAUAUUGUGUGGCAGAACUUGGUCAACUGGUUGGCGCAUUUGGACCACACCCAGCCUUUUUACCUCGGUAGCCCGAUGCAAAUUGGGGAAGUUCUCUUUGGAUAUGGUGGGGCAGGAGUGAUCCUCUCCCAUGAGACAGUUUCUCGUUUGAGUCAGCACCGCUCUAAGUUUCAGGAGAAGCUGGAAAAGAUAACGGCGAGCGAAUGGGCCGGGGACUGCGUUCUGGCGCGGGCUUUGGAGGAGACCAAAAUCCCCUUGACCUGGGCUUGGCCCAUGAUGAUGACUUCUCGGCCAUGGCAGGUUGAUCAUUUCUCAGAAGCUUACGGUCAUCAACCCUGGUGUUUUCCAGUCAUCUCCUACCACCACAUGAGUCCUCGGGAUAUCGAGGAGUUCUGGCGCUUUGACCGACAGUGGUUCAAGAGUGGCAAGAAUGCUCUCAUGCUCCACGCGGAUGUCUACCGGGAGUUCAUCCACAACGGCAGUCUCGCCUAUCGAGACUACUGGGACAACCUGUCAGGAGCCGAUAUUAUCUUCGAUUCCCCCACGACACCGUCUGUUGACUCCUGUGCCGAUGCCUGUGAACAGAAUAGUGAAUGCCUGCAGUAUGCCUAUAAUCAUGAUGAGGGAAGCUGUAAGCAUGCUUCUACUACCUUCGCUGGUAUAACCAGCAACAAUACAUCCUCCGGUUGGAUCACCCAUCGUGUCCAGCGGCUUCUGAGAACUUUCCAAUCCUCCUGUGAUCAGGUGGAAUACAUUCUUUAA
Molecule: messenger RNA, 1398 nt
Organism: Penicillium taxi
Lineage: Eukaryota; Fungi; Ascomycota; Eurotiomycetes; Eurotiales; Aspergillaceae
Exons: 1
Coding region: 1-1398 (465 amino acids)
Cellular component (GO): membrane
Molecular function (GO): glycosyltransferase activity
Source: RefSeq, a predicted model, not a curated record